This is a messenger RNA of Alnus glutinosa, 2043 nucleotides long. RefSeq lists its product as uncharacterized. The record is from RefSeq and is a predicted model, not a curated record. NCBI's taxonomy places the organism in Eukaryota, Viridiplantae, Streptophyta, Magnoliopsida, Fagales, Betulaceae. The transcript has 6 exons. Bases 1 to 1890 code for a protein of 629 amino acids.
AUGUAUAUCCGAAUAUGCAGAUAUCUGCCGCCUGAACAUCUGUGGCGGCUUAACAGGAGGACAUUUGACGGUACCGAAGAAUUUGCCAGCGCACCGAUUGUGCCAUGCGGAUACGAGGUUCUCCAACAGUUGGACGGAGUUGCGUUUGGAGAUGAGACCGCGGGUAAGAAGAAGAAACGGAAGAAGCGGAAGAAGGGUGCAGGGAGUUCCGAUGUUAUAUGGAAGAAGAAAAGUAUAUUUUUCAGAUUGCCGUAUUGGAAAGACAAUUUGCUUCGGCACAAUCUUGAUGUUAUGCACAUAGAGAAAAAUGUCAUGGACAAUAUACUUGGCACUAUUUUGGAUAUAAAAGGGAAAACGAAGGACAACUUGGCAGCUCGGCUGGACUUGCAGGAAAUGGGGUUGAGACCUAAGUUGCAUCCGUUCACGGCCGCCAACGGUAAAACGUAUAUUCCCGCUGCCUGUCACACAAUGUCUAGAGAGGACAAAGAAAAUUUUCUGAAGGUUCUUCGAAAUGUUAGGGUCCCGGACGGAUACGCUUCGAACAUUUCACGAUGUGUUCGGCUCAAGGACCGUACAAUUUCUGGCUUGAAGAGCCAUGAUAGCCACAUACUGAUGCAACAGCUUCUUCCAAUUGCACUGCGUAAGUCAUUGCCUGAUAAAGUGGUUAGACCUCUUGUGGAGAUUUCUGCAUUUUUUAGAGGCAUAUGCUCAACAAAGCUAUCACAAGAAGAUAUGGACCGACUGCAGGGUGACGUCUGUAUCACUUUGUGCAAGCUAGAACAGAUAUUCCCUCCAGGGUUUUUUACCAGCAUGGUCCACUUGGUUGUGCAUCUUGUGCGCGAGUGUAGACUAGGCGGACCCGUGCAGUAUAGAUGGAUGUACCCGGCAGAGAGGAGUCUGGGGAAUUUCAAAAAUAAUGUGCGCAAUAAAGCAGCUCCUGAGGGGUGCAUUGCGGAGGGGUACAUAGCGACCGAGCUGGUAACGUUCUGUUCAAGGUAUCUGAAUAACGCACCAACAUUCCACAACAGACCUCAGAGGAAUCCUGAUGGAUCCAAGGGAGCGGGCACGCGUGUUACCAUGAACCGGUUGAUAAUGCACCAGAUUCAUCGUUAUAUUGUGUUCAACUCUGAAGAGUUUCACAAUUUGCGGACGAUGCACAAAGACGCGCUUAGGCGAUCAUGCACUAGGGGUCGCAUUACGGAGGCUCUUAUUGAAGCACAACAUCAUGAGCAGUUCUGCGAAUGGUACCGUGCAUAUGUCGAUGGCCUGGACGAUCAACGUAGGGAGGAAUUGGGCCACAAGUUGGUUAUGCGUUGUAGAGGGCUAAAGGAGACAGCGGUGAAGUACAACAGGUACGUGGUAAAUGGAAAAUUAUUUCGCACGCUUGCUCAUGAUGUGGGAAGGAGGACUCAGAAUAGCGGCGUCUGUGUUCCUACCGUUGAAGGCGAAACGUACUACGGACAGUUAACCGAUAUAUUUGAGGUCGAGUACUAUGACAGGACUACGUACGUCUUAUUUAAGUGCAAUUGGGCAGACCCCACAAUGGACAGAGGAUUCACAAUAGACGAGUAUGGCCUAGUGUUUGUCAACUUCAAUCACCUCGUCCACAGGGGAGAACAGAUUCAGGACGAGCCGUACGUGCUUACAUCUCAGGUGGAUCAAGUAUUCUACGUAGAAGAUGGAAGGAACCCAAAUUGGGUUUGUGCGGUUAGGACCAAACCGCGCAACGUGUACGACGUUGGACAGGGGGAUGGGAGUAAUGAGGAUGGUACAACCUACCAUGAGUGCGUACCGCUCGUACUAGCCACUGCUGACCUACCAGAUACGAAUGACGAAUUCGAGUACGACAGGCCCGACGUAGAUCCUAUUGAAGCUCCCGUGAUACAAUGAUUGAUGUAUUUGUUGUAUUGAUGGACCAGAGACCCCCUCAUUAUGCGUAUCGGGCACCUAGCCCACCCGUGCCCCCCAUGACCACGCCCACUGUUUCGACGGCAUUGUAUUCUGCAGCGUGGCCACACCACCCAGACGGGCCUUAUAGACCAU